AUGGCAGACUUGAUCCGUAGGAACGAAACCGCCCGCCCGAACGCGAAGGAGCCUAUCCAGGAGAUCCAAUCCGGCGAUAUCGUCUACCUGGAUGAUCGCCCUUGCAGAAUGUUCGAUCCGCCAAAGAUCUAUCACCUACAGUCGAUCUCAGGGGACGAACAGCCGGGCGAAGUGGAAGAAAAGGUGGUGAUAGUCCGCGGCGUCAGUGUCAUCGAUGGCAGGGGGUACGACGAGAUGUGCGACGCGAGUGGGGAGGUUGAAUUCUUCUUCGUUGAUAAGCACGAUGAGCGCGAGUGGCUUGUGGUGGGUCUCUUCCCAAGGCUUCUCGAGCUGGAGGGGCUGAUUGGUGGAUGCUUCGCUUUGCAGACGCGUCGUGAGGGUACGAAAGUGUUUCUCCGGGCGCCUGGAGAUCCCUCUGUUACCUGGGUCAUGUGGAUGCGGCCGGAGGAAGAGAUCCCUUGGUUUUGGCUCCUUGCCCGAAAGCUCGCGGGCGAGUCUGUACGUGUGCGUGGUUCCCUGGGGGGUUGGACCGGGCUGGACUGA
Letharia lupina is the source of this 543-nucleotide messenger RNA. RefSeq lists its product as uncharacterized. The transcript has a single exon. NCBI's taxonomy places the organism in Eukaryota, Fungi, Ascomycota, Lecanoromycetes, Lecanorales, Parmeliaceae. The record is from RefSeq and is a predicted model, not a curated record. The coding region runs from base 1 to 543 and encodes 180 amino acids.